CUUUUUUUUUUUUUUCUUCCCUUGACAGCUGCAAAUCAAAAAGAACCCCUGACUCCUAAAUUUAAAGUGAAAGAGGAGCCUAAGGAUGAAGAAACUGCAAGUUCAACCUUAUCUCAGUCCAGCUACAUGUUCAGCCAUGGAUCUGAAGCCUCAGCCCCAAGUGUUCCCGAGGAAAAAUUCAAGACACAGGAAGCUCAGACAAAUGUGAUGAGGCAGGACAUGUCAGUCAAGGCUGCAUCUGAGCUCCUCAUGAAGCUAUCAGCUGAGAGUUAUAAAGAAACCCAGAUGGUAAAGAUAAAAGAAGAACCAAUGGAAGUUGACAUUCAUGAUUCACAGGCUUCAGUGUCACCUAGCCAACCCAACCAAAAUGUUGGCUACAGCACUUUAUUAGGGCGAGAGAUUAGUGAACACAUACAGAAGGCACCAGAAGGUCGUGUGCUCCCAGAAAGAAAUCUAUUCAGCCAGGAUAUAUCAGUGAAGAUGGCAUCCGAGUUGCUCUUCCAGUUAUCAGAAAAGGUGAGCAAAGAGCACAAUCACAAUAAAGAUAACACCAUCAGAACUACAACCAGCCCUUUCUUUUCUGAGGACACAUUUAGACAAUCACCGUUCACUUCCAAUUCAAAAGAUCUGCUCCCUAAUGAAACAACUCUUCAUGGAAGGACAUCUGCACCAGAAACAGAAAAACUAGGGCUGGAGGCAGGAAAUGGAUUGCCAUCUUGGAAAUUUAGCGACCAGCUCUUUCCCUGUGACGUGUGCGGAAAAGUGUUUGGCCGACAGCAGACUUUGUCCCGACAUCUCUCGCUGCACACAGAAGAGAGAAAAUACAAAUGCCACUUGUGCCCCUAUGCUGCUAAGUGCCGUGCUAACCUGAACCAGCACCUGACCGUCCAUUCUGUGAAGCUGGUGAGUACAGACACUGAGGACAUUGUCAGCGCUGUCACUUCUGAAGGCAGUGACGGAAAGAAGCACCCUUAUUAUUACAGCUGUCAUGUGUGUGGGUUUGAGACAGAGAUGAAUGUCCAGUUUGUCAGUCAUAUGUCCCUCCAUGUGGAUAAAGAGCAGUGGAUGUUCUCGAUUUGCUGCACAGCAUGCGAUUUUGUCACCAUGGAAGAGGCAGAUAUGAAGGCUCAUGUCAACAGCAAGCACACAGUUGAAGACAGGAAGAUACCCAGUGAAUCUAACAGCCCAUCUUCGUCGUCUUUGUCAGCACUGAGCGAUUCUGCCAACAGCAAAGAAGACGCAGAUCUAACCCAAAAAAACAAGGGUUCAAGCAACCUGCUAGUCAUUUCCGUAGUGCCUGGUAGUCAGACUUCACUGAACACCGAAGAGAAGUCAGAGAAAGGCUUUGAAUGUGUUUUCUGUAACUUUGUCUGCAAAACAAAAAACAUGUUUGAGCGUCAUCUGCAAAUCCACCUGAUCACCCGGAUGUUCGAGUGUGAUGUGUGCCACAAGUUCAUGAAGACACCUGAGCAAUUAUUGGAGCACAAGAAGUGCCACACUGUCCCCACCGGUGGGCUCAAGUGCCCAUUCUGCAUCUACUCCACAAACCGCCCCGCAGCGAUGGAGUGCCACCUGAAGACUCACUACAAGAUGGAGUACAAGUGUCGGAUCUGCCAGACCGUGAAGGCAAACCAGCUGGAGCUGGAGAUGCACAUCCGGGAACACCGCCUUGGCAACCAUUACAAGUGCGACCAGUGUGGCUACCUGUCCAAGACUGCCAACAAGCUGAUUGAGCACGUGCGUGUCCACACCGGCGAGCGCCCUUUUCACUGUGACCAGUGCAGCUACAGCUGCAAACGCAAAGACAAUCUCAACUUGCACAAGAAACUGAAGCAUGCUCCACGCCAGACUUUCAGCUGCGAUGAGUGCCUGUUCAAGACUACCCACCCUUUUGUCUUCAGCCGCCAUGUGAAGAAGCACCAGACUGGGGACUGCUCCGAAGAGGAGAAGAAGGGCCAGUAUUCAACCUCCAAGGAAGCCAGUCCACUCCUCCCAGUGAACAGCUCCAGGAACCUCCUGUCCCCCCUCUCCGUUAUGUCUGCCUCCCAAGCGCUGCAAACAGUGGCUAUGUCAGCUGCUCACAGCAGCGGGACAGAGCCAAACUUGGCAAUGAAGGCCUUGGCCAUCAACGGCACUUCCCUGUGCUUUGAUAAAUAUUGGAACUCUGAGUUUGCCCACCUUAUUCCCUUAACAAUGUUCUUCCCCAAAAACCACUAUGAUCUCACAUUCCAUCCACCCAGACCUCAGACUGCACCAGGAGGUGCCUCUUCACCGAAACACUCCUUCCUUGCCUACCUUGGGUUAACAGAAAGGGCAGAAACUGUCUGAGGGCAGUUACAUUCUGUACCAAAAAUCCCCCGGUGCGCCCCGCAGGUAUGCAGUGCUGCAAAAUGUAGACCCGAGCAGUAACGAACACUUGUACUAUAUAUCUCAUUAGUAAGGUGUAG
Messenger RNA from Tinamus guttatus (white-throated tinamou), 2447 nucleotides. The record is from RefSeq and is a predicted model, not a curated record. NCBI's taxonomy places the organism in Eukaryota, Metazoa, Chordata, Aves, Tinamiformes, Tinamidae.